AUGUCUUUCUACAAUUCUUACCCCGGUUUCCUAUACCGCCAAUUCCUAGUGUGCCCUCCCAAGGCACCCUCCACCACCUCUCUCCAAGGCAAAGCCGGCAUAGUGACAGGCUCAAACACUGGUCUGGGGUACCAAGCCUCAGUCCAGCUACUAAAGCUCGGUCUCACACAUCUCAUCCUAGCGGUACGCAGCCUCCCCAAAGGCGAAAUAGCGCGCAAGUCUCUCCUCGCCUCGCUCCCCAAGUCUACCAAGCCUCCUGUGGUCGAAGUCUGGGAGCUAGACUUGGCGGACUAUGGCAGUAUUACCGAUUUUGUCAACCGUCUUCAGCAAUCUGGCAUCUUUAUCGACUUUGCCCUCCUCAACGCCGGUGUUGCCAACUUCAACUACUCCCAGACUCCAUCGACAUCCCACGAGUCAAGCAUCCAGAUAAACUGGCUGGGCACCGCUCUGCUUACUCUGCUUCUCCUCUCCGAGCUCAACAAACAGGCUGCAGCUAAUGCUACACGUCCCCGCCCCGUGAUCUCAAUCGUUGGUAGCGAGACUGCCGCUUGGGCGAAGUUCAAAGAAGCCCAAGUCUCUACUGCGAAGGGUACUCCUCUCAUCGAAGUACUGGAUGAUAAGGCCCACUUCGAUAUGGGUGAUCGAUACUACACGUCGAAGCUACUCUACCAGCUCUUUUUUCUGGAGCUUGUCCGCAGCCAUAGGUCUGUUUCUCACGGUGCGAUUCUCAAUAUUGUCAACCCUGGUUUAUGCUAUGGGUCUGAGUUACAUCGUACGGCUGAGGGCGCCUUUGGGGGUGUCCUUUCAGGUAUGAAGAGGGUUGUGGGUCGUUCUCUCUCUAUGGGUGCUCGGACCCUUGUUCAUGCGGCAGUGCUGGCUGGCGAGAGCUCGGAUGGUAGAUACCUGAGUGAUUGUAAGCAGGGUCCGUUUGCAGGGUAUGGGGAGAGUGAUGAUGGUCGGAAGACGCAGACUCAGGUGUGGAAGGAGACUGUGGCAGAACUAAGUCGCGUGGUGGAUAUGGACAAGCUGUUGUUAGAUAUUUGA
Penicillium samsonianum is the source of this 1044-nucleotide messenger RNA. Its product is annotated as Short-chain dehydrogenase/reductase SDR. The record is from RefSeq and is a predicted model, not a curated record. The transcript has a single exon. NCBI's taxonomy places the organism in Eukaryota, Fungi, Ascomycota, Eurotiomycetes, Eurotiales, Aspergillaceae. The coding region runs from base 1 to 1044 and encodes 347 amino acids.